CACAGUACAUGUGCCGCAUGAAGUUAGAGGGAAAUUACACUGUACGAUACGUACGCAAGGAAAAAAAAUGGACACUUCUGAAAUUGUGGACAAAGUGUUGAGGAAUGCUGCGGAGGAAGAGAAGAAGUACAAGUCUAUAGAAGUACAGCGAGAUGUAGAAGUAGAAAUCGACUUAGGGAAUUUGCUGGCCUGUGACCCAAAUGCAUUAGAUUUAAAGAAAUAUAGAGUCAAUAAAGGAGAUUAUCUCUCAUCUAUUGCUAGGGAUGCCACACAACUCUUAUUCAACCAGCUCUGGAAGCUUCCUGUGCACAGAGUUGAGGAUGCCAUUACUGUCAAGCUACCAGAACCAACUACAGUCCUGCCAAGAGAAAAGAGAGUACCGAAGGACAGGCCAGCUACCAAAUGGGAAAAAUACGCCAAGCAGAAAGGAAUCAUGAAUAAAAAAAAGAGCACCAAAGUCUGGAGUGAGGAGGAAGAGAAAUGGAUUCCUAGAUUUGGGUACAAGAGCAAGAAUGACCUAAAAAAAGAUUGGCUUCUUGAAGUACCAGCCAAUGCAGAUCCCAUGGAGGACCAAUUUUCCAAGAAGAAGAAAGCCAAGCAGGAGAGAGUAGCCAAGAAUGAGCUUCAGAGGCUUCGGAACAUCGCCAGAGCAAAAAAAAGAAAAGUUCCAGGAGUGGGGCUCACUCCAACAGAGAAACCAGACAAAACCAUGGUCAAUAAGGCCAUCCAUUUAUCCAAGCAUUCUACAGCAUCGAUAGGAAAGUUUGAAAACAAACUGCCCAAGGAACCACUGAUCAAGAAUCUUGGUAAAAGACGAAAGUUUGAACCUGUCAUGGGUUCCUUGAAGAAGGAACAGGAUCUUCAGAAAAACAUUUUAGAUGGACUUUCAAGAAACAGACCUGAGAUGAAUGUCACUAAGGCUGUGAACAGACAGAUCAGGGAGGAGCAACAGAGUGCGGCGGCUGAGAAGAGAGAGGGACGGAAGGGCGGAAAAGGAAAGGGGUCGAGGAAAGCCGCGCCCAAGACUGCUGGAAGGAAAAGGACCAAAGGAGGAGCGCGGGGCAAGAAGCGAUGAGGUUCCUCACGCACCUUCUUCAGAAUACAAUGCUCUUGAACUCAUGGACUACUUGUAUAAUACUCAUCGUUAGGUUUUUGUGAAGUCAUUCACAACGGUCAGCAGGAUCCACUACUCUUCAUACGUUUUGAAAGCGACUAUACAGGAAAUGCAUUUCAAGAUUUGUGUAGAUUAAUAAGUGAAGAAGAGAGAAGCAGUGAUGUCUACGUAAUGUAUCGAUAUGAAUUGGCGUCUCCAAUAGUCAUUGUUCAAAUCAAUUUUCUCAGGAGAGAUUUAUUUCAAUGCCUUACACUUUGAUAAGGGCAAGUCCAUUGUAUUUAUAGUUGCUCUGUGUACUAUGAGUUACCAAGUAUCAUAAGUUAUCAAAUAUAAUAAACAUUGAAUACAUAAUCCUUUCUCUCCUCCAAGCUAUAGUAGUGCUAUCAAAUUUAUAAAUUUAUGAAAUGGACUAAAAUCUUUGAUGUAGUCUGUAACUUGUGGGACAAAAUACUUUGGACUAGCUCAUAAGUAAACCAGUUAUAAACAUAUAUCUAGAUAAUCCAAUCCAAUCCAAAAGAUAUUUGAUAUAGCGCCUUUUCCUUAAAAUAAAAUUUAUCAGGCGCUUAAUACAGGUGUUUCUAAGUGCACCAUUGUCUGACUUAAAAUUACCAACUAAAACUUGUAAUAAACACAAAAAAUAUAAAUGUUUUUUAUUCAAUAAAUCAUGCAUAUAUAAUAACAAAAAUAAAAAUGAGAUCAAACAUAAGGUCAUACAUAAGAUCAAACAAAAUAUCAAACAAACAAAGAAUAAGAUGGUGUGCACCUCCUUUGACUGACUCACAACUGCAUAAUAGCAUUCAUGAAUUAAAAAGGUGCGUUUUCAGUAAGGACUUAAACUGGUCAAGAGAAUGAGUAUUAUCCAAAUCAAUGAAAGGGGCCACAAAAGAAUACGUCUUCCAUGUUAAUUAUACAUUUGUGUUAGGUGAGUCAUGCUACUGUAAUUGAAAUCCCUUUUAAAUUUUCUUUUCAAAGCAAAAUUGGCCAUUGCUACGAGUAUGAUGACCAUGUUCAGUGACUUUAAAGGAUUACAAUACAUUGACAGAAAUUGUUCUUAAAGGGCCCUCCAAAGAGUUUUUAUAGAUAAAAUCACCCUGAACCUCCUUCUUA
Molecule: messenger RNA, 2221 nt
Organism: Strongylocentrotus purpuratus (purple sea urchin)
Lineage: Eukaryota; Metazoa; Echinodermata; Echinoidea; Camarodonta; Strongylocentrotidae
Gene: rrs1
Product: ribosome biogenesis regulatory protein homolog
Exons: 11
Coding region: 68-1075 (335 amino acids)
Biological process (GO): endonucleolytic cleavage in ITS1 to separate SSU-rRNA from 5.8S rRNA and LSU-rRNA from tricistronic rRNA transcript (SSU-rRNA, 5.8S rRNA, LSU-rRNA); ribosomal large subunit export from nucleus; ribosomal large subunit biogenesis
Cellular component (GO): nucleus; preribosome, large subunit precursor; nucleolus
Molecular function (GO): protein binding
Source: RefSeq, a predicted model, not a curated record